AUGGGAACUACUCCAGUACUCUUCCCUCAUUGCGAAAUUAACGUGCUCCAACUCCAUGUGGUUGCUGGCGGAUACAGUGUAGUGGGCCUUGGAUCUCCCUUACAGAAAUUGAAGUUGACAUUCAUUGGUGGAGACAGACUCCUUGCUUCUGAUCAGCCAGGAUUGACUUAUAACACACACAUGCAUCUGCACUUUUGUCCGGACAAAAGCCUGGAAGUGACUGCGAGGGGAAAAUUCAUCAACAUAACACAGAAAAACGAACAUGAGCACAAAUUAAAGUCACAAACCUUGGUGCGAAAACAAAAAUGA
Messenger RNA from Necator americanus (New World hookworm), 309 nucleotides. RefSeq lists its product as uncharacterized. Bases 1 to 309 code for a protein of 102 amino acids. NCBI's taxonomy places the organism in Eukaryota, Metazoa, Nematoda, Chromadorea, Rhabditida, Ancylostomatidae. The transcript has 3 exons. The record is from RefSeq and is a predicted model, not a curated record.